ACAGUACAUCGUAAGAAUUUCACUCAAGUGGAUGUAUUAUAGCAGUGCACCAUGAAGUUGACACAAACUCUUUUUCUAGUUGUUACAGUUUGUCAUGUGAUCUUGGUUGAAGGCUGUACUUUCAAGUGUUCGCUGGUUGAGGAUAUUCUCGAAAAGAUGUUCAAGUCUAGAGGCUCUGAUAAUUGUAGCAAUCCAAAACCAAAUGAGAUCCCUGCCUUUAGUGCAUCACUGACAAAUUCAAAAGUUCUUGGUGCCACCGAAAUUGUAAAGUUCGACAAAGUUUGGACAAACAAUGGAAACGAUUAUGACCCGAAUACUGGAAUAUUUCAGGCGCCUUUCAAAGGCGUGUAUCAGUUCUCCUUCACAGUAAUGUCCAGCAGUGGGAAGAAUUUAUUUGUUUAUCUCUGGCAGAAUGACACCCGUUUGGUAUCUGUGUAUCCUGGUACUGGUUAUAAUGAAGGAACGGCUAAUAUGGUGUUAAAUCUGAAAAAGGACGACAGAGUUUACGUCAAAUGUGGCGGAAGCGGACAGGGAUACAUCUACACAGGCAAAGACUAUUGGUACAGCAUGUUUUCUGGAUAUCUUAUACAUGCAACUAUAUAAAUUAAUUGUCUUAUGAUGAAA
This is a messenger RNA of Mytilus californianus (California mussel), 624 nucleotides long. RefSeq names its product complement C1q-like protein 3. Gene Ontology annotation, molecular function: protein binding. The record is from RefSeq and is a predicted model, not a curated record. NCBI's taxonomy places the organism in Eukaryota, Metazoa, Mollusca, Bivalvia, Mytilida, Mytilidae. The transcript is spliced from 3 exons. Bases 52 to 603 code for a protein of 183 amino acids.